AUGAGGGAUCAGGUUGGGAGAUAUGACAAGUAUACACCUUUGAAUGCGUCGCGUUCGCAAAUCUGGAGGGAAGUGGCACUCACAGAGAUAAAGAAGGUGGGGAGACCCCGGCCUAUAUUCGACAGAGGGGGUUUAGAUAAGUCCAAAUAUUGUGCUUUCCAUGACGGGCUGGGGCAUACUACUUAUCAAUGCUGGGAUCUCCGAGAUGCGGUGGAGAAGUUUGUUCGAGAUGGAAGGUUACGUCAAUACGUGAUAAAAACCCAAGGUUCCAGAAACAACAAAAGGAAGUUGGGAAACAAGAAUCGGAGCAAAAGUCCCGUUCCUGAAAAGAAGAACAAACAGGAGAGGAAUCAGAAAAAUGAUCCCAACCAUGACGAAUUCCCAGAAGUGGAGUUUGAUUGUAAUGUAAUUAGUGGAGCCUUGGGGGGAGGAGGAGAUACUGUAAGUUCUAGAAGAAAAUACCUGAAAGAGGUACUCUCUAUUCGGGACCGUCCCAAGUUCAAAGAAGACCUAACCAAGCCAGACCCUCCUCUUUUGUAUUUUACAAAAGAAGACAUGCGCGGCGUGUUGCCGGGUCAUGUUGACGGACUGAUCAUUGCUGGGACCCUAGUGAAUUGCCGGGUUCGGAAGAUUUUCGUGGAUGCAGGGAGCUGUGCCGACAUCAUACUCUGGGAUGCUUUUAAAAAGAUGAACCUGGAUGAAGAGGACCUCAAACAUUGCAAAACGACGCUGUUAGCCUUUAAUGGAGAGCAUACACCUCCUAAAGGCUACAUUGAUCUCAGAUUAACCUUGGGAACAAAGGAAACGUUCAGAUCAGAACGAGUUAGGUUCAUAGUGGCCGAUUUCCCUUCAGAAUAUAAUAUAAUCCUGGGAAGACCGACCAUACAUCAGUGGGACAUGCUGGUUUCUACAAAAUACCAUAAGAUAAAAAUGGUGAGCAAUAAGAAUGAAAUAAUCACUGUUUGUGUAGAUCAGAAGGAAUCCAGGGGCUGCUACUUUGAUACUAUCAGAGAAAAUGAAGGAGGACGUUCGAGCCCAUCCCGAAUUCACCCGGGGGAUAAAACCGGUAGGAAUGUAACUCCUCAGAAUCUAAGAAGCCAGUCAACCUGGUUGAACUCGACAUGA
Gastrolobium bilobum is the source of this 1125-nucleotide messenger RNA. RefSeq lists its product as uncharacterized. The coding region runs from base 1 to 1125 and encodes 374 amino acids. The record is from RefSeq and is a predicted model, not a curated record. NCBI's taxonomy places the organism in Eukaryota, Viridiplantae, Streptophyta, Magnoliopsida, Fabales, Fabaceae. The transcript has a single exon.